GUGUUAAAACAUGUCAAAUGAAAUAACAAUAUUAGUGUCAUCGUUUUAUAUUUCAAUGUGAGUGUGCGCUUUAUUAUUUUAUACAGUUCUUCGAACCUCACGACAUCCAAAGGCAUGGCGAUUGUCUUUGGCCUGCCAAAAUUGUGUGGCCGACACGUUGCGUUCUGUUUGCUGAGAAACCAUUACAAGGCUAUCUCUACUUAUAGUAUACAUCAUAACAAUGCCCUCUGCAAUCGCCAUAAAAAGCUGCAGAUUCCAAACAAACUGGCAACACUUCCAACAUGUUAUCAUAUUGGUGGGGCUCAUGUUAAAGAGAACUUGUCCGUAUUAGAACCCAAUAAUAUUACAGGCAAAGAUAUGAUCUUGGGUAUGAUGCAGUACAUUUGGCCAAAGGAUGAUGUGACUAUUCGAAAACGAGUUACAUUGGCUCUCGGAUUAUUGGCUGCGGCCAAAAUGUUGAACGUAUCUGUCCCAUUCAUGCUCAAAUAUGCAAUGGACGAUCUCAACGAAAAACUUGGUUCUACCGGGGAUGCAUUGUUAACUAUGGAUUCGGCACCUGAAACUGUAUUAACUGUUGCGGCGACACUGUUGAUAUCGUAUGGUGUUUGUAGAACUGCUGCUGCUGGUAUGAAUGAACUUCGUAAUGCUGUAUUUGCUAGUGUGGCUCAACAAUCCAUUAGAAAAAUUGCCAGAAAUGUUUUCUUACACCUUCACAGUUUAGAUCUAAGUUUCCAUUUAUCUAGACAAACUGGUGCAUUAUCUAAGGUAAUAGAUCGUGGAAGCCGGGGAAUAAACUUUGUACUUACUGCUAUGGUAUUUAAUAUUGUACCUACUGUAUUUGAAUUGACACUAGUUAGCACCAUUUUGGGAUUAAAUUGUGGUUAUCAAUUUGCUGCUUUAUCCUUUGGCUGUGUUUCUAUUUAUACAGCUUAUACUUUAUUAAUAACCCAGUGGAGGACAAAAUUCCGAAUUUUUAUGAAUCAAGCCGAAAACGAAGCUGGAAAUAAAGCUAUGGACUCGUUAAUAAAUUAUGAAACUGUUAAGUAUUUCAAUAAUGAACUGUACGAAGCCAACAGAUACGACCGUGUCUUACAAAAAUUUGAGAUGGCUUCGCUUAAGACUAGCUCAAGUCUGGCACUUUUGAAUUUUGGUCAAAAUGCCAUUUUUAGCAUAACAAUGAGCGCAGCAAUGAUAUUAGCCGCAAAACAAAUAGUUGAAGGUAACAUGACAAUUGGUGAUCUGGCAAUGGUGAAUGGUCUCCUUUUCCAGCUGGCCAUGCCACUCGGAUUCCUGGGAUCUGUUUACCGUGAAGUACGACAGGCGUUGCUCGACAUGCAGUCCAUGUUUGCGAUAAUGGCAUGUGACCCGUCUGUUAAAAACCGAACGGACGCCGUCCCAUUAUCAAUCAGUAAAGAAAACGCUUCCAUCGAAUUCCGAAACGUCAACUUUGGAUAUCAGAAUGGCAAACCUAUUUUGAAUGACCUGUCCUUUGUCGUUCCACCAGGAAAGAAAGUCGCAAUUGUUGGAGGUUCCGGUAGUGGCAAAUCCACAAUAAUCAGAUUGCUGUUCAGAUUUUUUGAACCUUCGUCGGGGGAGAUACUCAUCGGAGGCAAGAACAUCAAGGACGUUGAUAUGGAUAGUCUUCGGAAGUGCAUGGCAGUAGUUCCUCAGGAUUCGGUUUUAUUCCACGACACGAUCAUGUAUAACCUCCACUAUGGUGACAUGAGCAAGUCCGAAUCCGAAGUCAUCGAGGCGGCCAAACUUGCAGAACUUCACAACUCUGUGUUGAAGCUACCAAACGAGUACUCGACGCAAGUGGGUGAACGGGGCCUGAUGAUAUCUGGCGGUGAAAAGCAACGGGUGUCCAUUGCCAGGGCCAUACUUAAGGACAGCCCAAUUCUGAUAUUCGACGAGGCUACUUCCUCUUUGGACUCAAUCACCGAACAGAACAUACUGAAGGCAUUGCGGCGAGCUACUAAGGAUAAGACGAGCGUGUGCAUCGCCCAUCGGCUAUCGACCAUAAAAGAUGCGGACGACAUAUUGAUAUUGCGCAACGGGAAAGUCGCUGAACGCGGCAGUCACCAGUGGCUAAUGGAGAACGGCGCGUCCGAGUAUUCCGAGAUGUGGAACAUUCAACAAGACACGGCCUCAGCGAAGGGCCCAUAAAUGUGACCAUCCGAAUAAUAUUAUUACUAUUAUUAUUAUUAAUAUUCGUUUCAUUUUUAUGUCACGUGGUAUUUACGUCGAAAAACAUUUUUUUUUUUUUGGCGAUUGUUCUACACCGUUUUAUAUACAAAUUAUAUUAUUAUUACUUUAAUGUCCACGUUCAAGAGAUAAUAUUGCAGGCUAUACCUAGAUAUAUAAUAUUAUUAUUUGGGGAAGCGUCUGCAAAAUGUCGUAAGUGAUGACAUUUUUCAAUAUUAAUGAAAAUAAUAUGUAGAUAGGUGCCUGUUGUUACUUGUUAUAAUAUAUAGCUAUAGCCUAUAGGUAACUUAUAUAGGUACGAGAGUAACAUUAUAAUAAUAUUAUAAUCGUAACCGCUGUACUAUUGUACUUUAUUUGUUUUCUUAAUAAAUUGGAUUGUUUUUUUCAACA
This is a messenger RNA of Acyrthosiphon pisum (pea aphid), 2595 nucleotides long. Its product is annotated as ATP-binding cassette sub-family B member 7, mitochondrial. Gene Ontology annotation, biological process: intracellular iron ion homeostasis; transmembrane transport. The record is from RefSeq and is a predicted model, not a curated record. Gene Ontology annotation, cellular component: mitochondrial inner membrane. Gene Ontology annotation, molecular function: ATP hydrolysis activity; ABC-type transporter activity; ATP binding. The coding region runs from base 115 to 2166 and encodes 683 amino acids. The transcript is spliced from 12 exons. NCBI's taxonomy places the organism in Eukaryota, Metazoa, Arthropoda, Insecta, Hemiptera, Aphididae.